AGCUGACAUUUUUUCAACUACUUGGAAAGUUGUUGAAUUCAGGUUAUGUGUUCGGCAAAUUAUUGAAAACUUUCAAUCAUAUCGUAAUUUAUAAGCACUUUGGUGCAUGUUUUUAUAUUUGCAAGCUCAAUUCAAUCGGAUUUGAGUGUAUUAGGUUUAUGUAAACUGGAUUGAAGUGGAAAACUCAUAGUCAUCAUGCCUUUCAAGUUGAGUGCGGCUCUUUACGGUCAUUCUUUGGACGUCAGAGCUUUGGCAGUUACUUCAGAUGGACGAAUUAUUUCAGCAUCUAGAGAUAAAACCGCUAAAGUUUGGAAACCAAAUUUGCAUAAUGCUGGUUUCUGUGAAGAACAAACUUUGAAAGGCCAUUCAAAGUUUGUGAGUAGUGUGUGUGUUUUGCCAGCCUCUGAAAUUCUGCCGGGCGGGCUCAUUUUGACUGGAAGUAAUGAUAACACAAUUUGUGCGUACAGAAAUGGAGAUACAGAGCCUGCAUUCAGGUUGACGGGUCAUACAAAUGCUGUAUGCUGCCUAUCAGCGAGUAGCAACCCGAAAACACCUUCGAUUGUGCUCUCCUCGUCUUGGGACCAGACGGCGAAGGUGUGGUGUGUUGGAGGGGGUGGUGGAGGGGAGGCCCUGCUCAACCUGACCGGCCACGAGGCAGCUGUGUGGUCGGUCAUCCAACUGAGUGGCGGCCAUAUUGUCACCGCCUCAGCUGACAAGACUAUCAGGACCUACACGGCCGAAGGACGGCAUCAGGCUACUAUUACAGGUCAUACGGACUGUGUGAGAGAUCUGGCUGUUCUUCAAAGUCCGACUGAAUUUCUGUCAUGUGCCAACGAUGCAACCAUCAGAAAAUGGAAUGUGCUGACUGGUGAAUGUCUUGACAUUUGGUAUGGACAUCCGCAUUACAUUUACAGUAUGAGUGCCCUGGCGAGCGGCCUAGUGGUAUCGGGAGGGGAGGACAGAUCAGUGUUUGUGUGGAACAGUUGUGGGGGUGGCAGUAAGGAGACCAUAACUCUGCCGGCUCAGAGUGUGUGGGCAGUCGCACUUCUGCCUAAUGGGGAUGUCGUCACUGGAUCAAGCGACGGUGUUGUGAGGGUAUUCAGCUGUGAUGAGAGCAGACAGGCGGAUGCAGUGGCUCUGGCUCAAUACGAGGAGGAGAUAGCUGCGUUGACCAGAGCUGCCAGUCAGGAGGUUGGCGGGGUCAAGGUGUCUGAAUUGCCAGGCAAGGAAGCCCUGCUGGCAGCUGGCAGUUCGGACGGGCAGACCAAGCUGGUGCAGGAGUCGGGUGUGGCGGUGGUCUACAGCUGGUCGGCAGAGAAGCAACAGUGGCAGAAGGUCGGAACUGCCAUGGGAUCUGUCACCGACUCGAACAGUGCAUCGGAGACUGGCCGCACCACUUACAAUGGCAAGGAAUACGACUAUGUGUUCAGCGUGGACAUAGAGGACGGCAAACCGCCUCUGAAACUGCCCUACAACGACGGGGAGGACCCUUGGCACGCGGCACAGCAGUUCAUUCACACCAACAACCUGAAUCAGCAGUUUCUGGAGCAGAUCGCCAACUUCAUUAUCACCAACAGCAAGAAGCAGGAGCCUGUUGUGCUCAGUCAGGCCGGGUCUGGUGCCGCCUACUGCGAUCCUUUCACUGGUGGUGCAAGGUACAUACCAGAAGGCGUUAGUGCUGCUCCAGCCCCACAGCAACAUUUAAGCAAUGGCGGCACAAGUAAAACAGAUUCAGUACCCACUCUAUUUCCACAAACUUCAUAUCUCAAAUUUGAUGCCGGUAAUUUAGAACUAAUCAAAGAAAAACUUUUAGAAUUCAACAAAGAUCCGUCAAGGAGUGUUGAUAACGAAAGUCUAGUAUCACUAUUAAGAUUAGCCGAAAGCGAUAUAGAGCCAACGAAUGCGGCUUUAGAUACGCUACAGAAAUUGCUGGAAUGGCCUGACACCUUCCUGUUCCCAGUCCUGGACGUACUGCGUAUGUGUUUACGUCACGCGCACACCAACACUGCGCUAUGCGCGUCCAAUUCGCCGCGUUGUGCGCACAUCAUGGCCAUUCUGCAGAGUCAGCUGGAAUCUAGUACGCAGGCGCCAGCCGCCAACCGCAUGCUAGCUUUGCGCUGUGUCAGCAACAUGAUGACGUCAUCCUCCGGCGAAGCGGCUGUCAGCCAGUGCAAGCAGAAGCUGUUACAAGUUAUGGCCCACAUUGUUGGCACGCUCACGGCCGGCGAUAACAACAAGAACUCGCAUCUGCAGGUAAAGGGGCGUUUACACUACGAUCAGCUGAUCAACAGCUGUUUGGACGCGGUGACCUUGGACCUGUUGAUGGGUCUCUCGUCGAAGGACGGUGACAGUGGUCAGGUGGGCAAGGUGGCGCUAUGCAGUCGACAGAUUGUCGAAGCCUUUGCCUGGAAGUGAGCAACCACUCAACUUUGGUUGCAAACCAUUUGAUGAGCCAAACAGCAAGCUACAACGGACAUCAAUUCGAAUUUUGUAUCAGAUACGUAAUUCAUUUUCAAGC
Molecule: messenger RNA, 2518 nt
Organism: Nilaparvata lugens (brown planthopper)
Lineage: Eukaryota; Metazoa; Arthropoda; Insecta; Hemiptera; Delphacidae
Gene: Plap
Product: phospholipase A-2-activating protein
Exons: 14
Coding region: 196-2415 (739 amino acids)
Biological process (GO): ubiquitin recycling; proteasome-mediated ubiquitin-dependent protein catabolic process
Cellular component (GO): nucleus; cytoplasm
Molecular function (GO): ubiquitin binding
Source: RefSeq, a predicted model, not a curated record